UCAUUUCCAUUCCGGCUCCGGAGGGUCUGGCGCAGCCCCGGGCAGACGCGCCGAGCCGAGCCGAGCUGCGCCGCGCCGGCAGGCAGGAGAGAGACCCGCGCCAGACCGCCGCCGCUUCGCGCCCGCCCCGCUCCGCUCGCCUAGCAACGCGGCGGACCCGCCGCAGCCCCGCCGCCCUUCGCCGCCGCUCCCCCGAGCCCCGCGGCCAUGGACGGCAGCGGCCGUGCCGGCCGGUGCGCGGCCCUGGCGCUGCUGCUGCUCGCUUGCUGCCUGGCCCGCGGCGGCAGCGCCGAGCGGCAGUUCCUCAACGAGUGGGCGGCGGAGAUCCCGGCGGGCCCCGACGCCGCCAGAGCCAUCGCGGAGGAGCUGGACUACGACCUCGUGGGGCAGAUUGGAUCACUCAAAAAUCACUACCUGUUCAGGCACAAGAGCCAUCCACAGCGGUCUCGGAGAAGUGCCAUUCACAUCACCAAGAGACUUUAUGAUGAUGAGAGGGUGUCGUGGGCAGAGCAGCAGUAUGAAAAGAAGAGAACCAAGCGUGGCGCCAUGAGAGACUCGGCAGAAGAUCUGUUCAACGAUCCCAUGUGGAACCAGCAGUGGUAUCUGCAAGACACCAGAAUAACUCCAUCCCUGCCCAAGCUGGAUCUCCAUGUAAUUCCUGUAUGGCAGAAAGGGAUUACAGGCAAGGGAGUUGUCAUCACCGUGCUAGACGAUGGCUUGGAGUGGAAUCACACCGACAUCUAUGCUAACUAUGAUCCACAGGCAAGCUAUGAUUUCAAUGACAACGAUCACGACCCCUUUCCUAGAUAUGACCCAACAAAUGAGAACAAGCACGGGACACGGUGUGCAGGAGAAAUUGCCAUGCAAGCCAACAACAGAAAAUGUGGAGUUGGAGUAGCCUACAAUUCCAGAGUUGGAGGCAUUAGGAUGCUGGAUGGGAUUGUUACCGAUGCCAUCGAAGCCAGCUCCAUCGGCUUCAACCCGGAGCAUGUGGACAUCUACAGCGCCAGCUGGGGCCCCAACGAUGAUGGCAAAACUGUGGAGGGACCCGGGAGGCUGGCACAGAAGGCUUUUGAGUAUGGCAUAAAACAGGGCCGAAGGGGGAAAGGCUCCAUCUUCGUGUGGGCCUCAGGGAACGGAGGCCGCCAGGGCGACAACUGCGACUGCGACGGCUACACCGACAGCAUCUACACCAUCUCCAUCAGCAGUGCUUCCCAGCAGGGCCUGUCCCCCUGGUACGCAGAGAAGUGCUCCUCCACCCUGGCCACAGCCUACAGCAGCGGGGAUUACACCGACCAGAGAAUUACAAGCGCUGAUCUUCACAACGAGUGCACAGAGACUCACACCGGCACCUCUGCCUCCGCCCCGCUGGCAGCAGGAAUCUUCGCCCUGGCGCUGGAGGCCAACCCAGAUCUAACCUGGAGGGAUAUGCAGCACCUGGUAGUGUGGACCUCAGAGUAUGAUCCACUGGCUGGAAAUCCAGGAUGGAAGAAGAAUGGAGCAGGACUGAUGGUCAACAGCAGAUUUGGGUUUGGACUGCUCAAUGCCAAUGCCUUGGUGGACUUAGCUGAUCCCAAAAGAUGGAAAGGUGUCCCAGAGAAGAGAGAGUGUAUUGUCAAAGACAAAAGCUUUGAACCCAGGUUGUUGAGAGCAAACGAGGAAGUCAUCAUUGAAAUCCCCACAAAAGCCUGUGAGGGUCAGGAGAACUCCAUUGCAUCUCUGGAGCACGUGCAGCUGGAGGCAACCAUCGAGUAUUCCCGUAGAGGUGAUCUUCAUGUCACUCUGGUGUCUCCAUCAGGGACCAGCACUGUCCUACUGGCUGAGAGAGAGAGAGACAAAUCUCCAAAUGGGUUCAAGAACUGGGACUUCAUGUCUGUCCACACCUGGGGAGAGAACCCCACAGGCACCUGGGUGCUGAGGAUUACUGAUGUGUCCAGGAGAAUGCAAAACGAAGGGAGGAUUGUGAACUGGAAGCUGAUUUUGCAUGGCACUGCCACCAAGCCUGAGCACAUGAAGCAGCCCCGCGUCUACACAUCCUACAACACUGUGCAGAACGACAGGAGGGGAGUGGAGAAGAUGGCAGACUCUGCAGAGGACCACACCACACAGCAGAGUGUGAGUACAGAACCCAAAGUUACAGAAGAGACCAGCAGCAGUGACAGAGCAGAAGAUAAAAUCCCAUCAGAGGCCAUGCUGCACUUACUGCAAAGUGCUUUUAGCAGACAGAAGGCUCCCAAGAGACUGCCCAAGAAGACUGCCAGUGAGAAGUCCAGCAUCCCCUAUGAACACUUCUAUCAAGCCCUGGAGAAACUCAACAAGCCUUCCCAGUUGAGAGACUCAGAGGAAAGCCUCUACAGUGACUACGUUGACCUUUUUUACAAUGCCAAACCAUACAAGCACAGGGAUGACAGACUGCUGCAGGCCUUGGUCGACAUCAUCAAGGAAGGCAACUGAACCUACAGGGCAUGGCACAGAGCUGGGGAUCCUCACUCUCCCCAUUGCACCCCCAAAACAACCUGUGGUUUCUUUUCAGAAGUCUGUUGUGUGCUCUUAGUUGUGUGAUUGCUGCUUUGAUUGCUUCAUAUUUAAUACAAAUAUCAAGGGAGGGAAGAAAAGAAACAAACCAACACCAAAAGGCAAAUGGGUUGGGAGGAUAAGGCAGUAAAUGGAUGCUAUUUAGGAACAGCUGUUUUCCCAGCCUCUCCUCAUCACCAUCAGAGCAGAUUUGCCCCUCAGGCAGGACAUGCAAUAGUAUUCCCCUGGAAACAGCAGUGCUCUUGUAAACCACCUUGAUUUCUUCCUCCACACUCUUUGUUUUAGCAUGCAGCAGGAUUCAGACCUGGUUGGUUUGAAGUCAGCUGCCAAAGCUAUGGGGAUAUAUACUCUCAUACCUAGAUUUGUGAUCAAUAUUGCAGUCUUUAUUUUGUCUGGUUUGGGUUUUGGGUUUGUUGUUUGGUUUUUUUGGGUAUUUAUUCCAGAUUUAAUACUUGCAGCCAGUGCUGCUUCCAGCAUGAGGCUUUUGGUUUCGGUUCCAGUGGUCCCUUACCCUCCUCUUCUCCCACAAAGGAACCAGCUGGGAGUUGGGCUGGGGCAUCAGUGAAGUUGUUAACAAUGCAGACCACAGACAGACAUGCAACUAACAUAAAAGAGCCCCCAGAUGAGGCAUCCCUGGAUGUGAGAUGAUGUUCUUACCACCUGACCUUCAACUACUUAAGUGAAGUGCCUGUAUUAUGAGCCUACUCUUUCUAGGCUGCGUGAAGUCAGUGAAGACAGAGGUUCCCACCAAGGCUUUUCAGAGCAGCUGCCUGGUCCUCAGGCUGGCUCUGAAUUCCUUGAUGGAGCCCUGGUCUGUUUGUACUGACUACAUGAGCUAUGGGGAUCAACCUCCUACCUAUGGAGCCUCAGGUAGAUUUCUAAAGUAACACAAAUGCUUUCUGAGAUGCUGAUGUCUGCAGUAGUCAGGACAACAAAGCUGGGAUCACUUUAUCCUUCUCUGGAACUAUGACCAAAGUGGAAUGGAAAGGGCAACUGCCCCAGCAGAGUC
Messenger RNA from Pogoniulus pusillus (Red-fronted tinkerbird), 3544 nucleotides. It is a transcript of the gene PCSK1, whose product is annotated as proprotein convertase subtilisin/kexin type 1. Bases 208 to 2454 code for a protein of 748 amino acids. The record is from RefSeq and is a predicted model, not a curated record. The transcript has 14 exons. Gene Ontology annotation, cellular component: membrane; neuron projection. Gene Ontology annotation, biological process: peptide hormone processing. Gene Ontology annotation, molecular function: serine-type endopeptidase activity. Lineage: Eukaryota; Metazoa; Chordata; Aves; Piciformes; Lybiidae.